GCACUAGCAGAAGACAAAAUGGCGGAUGUUGACACGGAAAAGUUUGCUUCUGUGCAAUUCGGACGACUUUCUACCUGUUCAGAAACUCUCUGACGACUUAACUGAAUUGUGCUCGACUUGGAAUAGUAUUUGCCAUUUUCGGGAAUAUUUCAAACUGUUUGUAGGCGUUAUUUUGCGGCAAUUUGGCAAUUGGAGGCGGGGUCAUAUGUUUGGAACUCGUGGCAACUUUCCUAACGUGACGUGGUCUUAAAAUAUUAUAUGAACGCAAGCAUAUGUGUCAAGACGUUUGAAAUUCUUGCGAACAGAACAGUUCUAAGACAUGGCAGAAGAAUUGUUGAGGAACGUACGAGAGAAGCUGGAAGGAGACUUGUUGGCUGCGGACCUGCAGUUGAGUCUGUUCGCGGCGGCGCUGCUGAGUUACCGACACGACACGGUACUCAGGCCCUUCCCGCCUGGGUUCGCACGGCAGAACGACGAGAAGGAUUUUCCCGCUUUGAAAUCUGUGUGGAGAAGACUACCUGGGGCCAAGGAUCUACUUCAGAGCAGUGGAGCGACCUCUGACCCACAGACCCUACAGCUGGUCAACUGGGUCCUGGAAACUAGGAACUUCUGCCUGCGAUCCUGUGAGUCAACCGAGUACAAAGAGGUGCAGAGGUUAACAGGUUACUCCAGCACCAACAUUCCGCCCCCCUCCCACAUCUUCGAGGUGGUCCACAGUGAGACCACAGAUGCGAGGUUUGAGGAGACACGGCAGGACCGGAGUCUGCUGUACGCCUUCCACGGCAGCAGGCUGGACAACUUCUACUCCAUACUGCACAAUGGGCUACAUGCACAUCUUAACAAGAAUUCCUUAUUUGGGGAAGGAACUUACCUGUCAGGUGACCUUGGGGUGUCAAUCAUCUACAGUCACAAAGGUCAGGGCUGGGACAGGAGCAUGCUGGGAGAAACCAUGAGCUGUGUGGCCGUGUGUGAGGUCAUCAUGGACCCCAAGUACGUCAAGAGCAAGGUGGAAGAAGAGAAUGGAAGAGCCAAGAACAAGGACAAACAGGAAGUACCAGAGAAGUACUACAUCGUGAGCAAUAACGAACUGUUGAGAGUCAAGUACGUGCUUGUGUAUGCUGAAAAGAAAGUGCAGCAAAGGGUCCAGACACCAUCCUUCUUCCAGCGCCACAAGUUCUUCGUCCUGAUGUCGUUAUACGUCGUUGUCCUAGCAGUGAUUGGGGCUGCCAAUUCUCCCAACCUGCAGUACUACCUCAGGAGGCUUUACAAAUGAUGUGACUAGGGAGAAUUUAGACUUUGUUUAUAACUUCCAUUGGUGACAUGUCGAAAACUGCUGAUUGAAGUAUUCCACUGAUUGUGUGCAUAUAUCACUGUUG
Molecule: messenger RNA, 1376 nt
Organism: Branchiostoma floridae (Florida lancelet)
Lineage: Eukaryota; Metazoa; Chordata; Leptocardii; Amphioxiformes; Branchiostomatidae
Product: protein mono-ADP-ribosyltransferase PARP16-like
Exons: 6
Coding region: 320-1273 (317 amino acids)
Biological process (GO): endoplasmic reticulum unfolded protein response
Cellular component (GO): membrane; nuclear envelope; endoplasmic reticulum tubular network
Molecular function (GO): protein serine/threonine kinase activator activity; NAD+ poly-ADP-ribosyltransferase activity; kinase binding
Source: RefSeq, a predicted model, not a curated record